Jaculus jaculus (lesser Egyptian jerboa) is the source of this 930-nucleotide messenger RNA. RefSeq names its product olfactory receptor 1078. The transcript has a single exon. Lineage: Eukaryota; Metazoa; Chordata; Mammalia; Rodentia; Dipodidae. Gene Ontology annotation, biological process: G protein-coupled receptor signaling pathway. Gene Ontology annotation, cellular component: membrane. The record is from RefSeq and is a predicted model, not a curated record. Gene Ontology annotation, molecular function: G protein-coupled receptor activity; olfactory receptor activity. Bases 1 to 930 code for a protein of 309 amino acids.
AUGGAACCAGGGAACAAGACGAGAACUUCAGAGUUCCUUCUCCUGGGAUUUUCAGACGAACCAGAACUGCAGCCUCUCAUCUGUGGUCUUUUCCUCUCCAUGUACCUGGUCACUAUAUUUGGGAACCUGCUCCUUAUUGUGGCCAUUCUUUCAGACUCUCACCUGCACACACCUAUGUACUUCUUCCUUUCUAACCUGUCCUUUGUGGACAUCUGUUUUAUCUCGACCACCGUCCCCAAGAUGCUGGUGAACGUGCAGACACAGAGCAGAGCCAUUUCCUACGUUGGCUGCAUCAGCCAGAUAUAUUUUUUCUUGCUGUUUGUCGAGCUGGACAACUUCCUAUUGGCUAUCAUGGCCUAUGACCGCUAUGUGGCCAUCUGUCACCCCCUGCGCUACAUGGUCACGAUGAACCACCGCCUCUGUGGGCUGCUGGUUCUUGCCUCGUGGGUUGUGAGCGCUCUUCACGCCUCCUUACAAAGCUUGCUGGUACUACAGCUGUCCUUCUGCAUGCAGCUGGAAAUUCCACACUUUUUCUGUGAACCCAAUCAGGUGGUCCAACUCACCUGUUCGGAUUCCUUUCUUAAUGUCCUGGUGAUGUACUGCGUCCUCGUGUUGCUGGCUGCUGUUCCCCUGGCCGGCAUCCUCUGCUCUUACUCCAAGAUCGUGUCCUCCAUCCGGGCCAUCUCCUCGGCUCAGGGCAAGUACAAGGCCUUCUCCACCUGCGCGUCCCACCUGUCCGUCGUCUCCUUGUUUUAUUGCACGGGACUAGGAGUGUACCUCAGCUCUGCCGCCACCCACAACUCCCGCUCCAGCGCAACAGCCUCGGUGGCGUACACCGUGCUCACGCCCAUGCUGAACCCCUUCAUCUACAGCCUGAGGAAUAAAGACGUCAAGCGCGCCCUGAGGCGGCUCUUUUUGCAGAGACUGUAG